ACCGUAGUGGCAACCAAAAAAGAAACGAGCUGCGUUUUUUCGCACAUAAAAAUCAAUCGGAAAUAAAUAAAACUUGCUACAAUUGCAUCUAAUAAAUAGCUAUAUAUGUAAAAGCUGAACAGCAGCCAAAGUUGUUGUCGCUGCUGCUGCGCUGUAGCCGUGCGAUCGAUCCUUGUUGGCUACGGGUCUUGCAUGCGUGCCCGUGCUCUGGUGGCCAACUAAAUAAUGUGGAACAUGAUGUGCGACGUGAUGCCCACAAUAUCGGAAGAUAGCAUAUCGCAGCGUUCCUCGCAGUUCAGCGGCGAAGAUGCCAACUUUGAGCAGCUCAUGGUGUCCAUGCUCGAUGAGCGGGACAAGCUUAUGGACAGCCUCCGUGAGGCACAGGAGCGGCUGGGCGAAACGGAGGUCAAGCUGCACGAUGUCGAAAAAGAACGCGACAGUCUGCAGCGCCAGAUCAAUGCCAAUUUGCCGCAGGAGUUUGCCACUCUGACCAAGGAGCUGACACAAGCGCGCGAAACGCUGCUGGAACGCGACGAGGAGAUUGGUGAACUCAAGGCUGAACGCAACAACACGCGGCUCCUACUUGAGCACUUGGAGUGUCUGGUUUCGCGACAUGAACGCUCGCUGCGGAUGACUGUCGUUAAGCGGCAGGCGGCGGCUCAGAGCGGUGUCUCCAGCGAGGUGGAGGUGCUCAAAGCGCUCAAGUCACUGUUCGAGCACCACAAGGCUCUGGACGAGAAAGUGCGCGAACGACUGCGGCUGUCCAUCGAGAAGAACAAUGUGCUCGAAGAGGAGCUGAACACAACCAAAGAGGAGCUGACCCAAUACAAAUCGGGCGCUUUGCCAGGCAUCGGCGUUAAUUCCGUAAGCAUUGCCAGCGGCGAAAAUGGCAUUAAAGAGAAGCUGGCAAGCGGCGGAGGUGGCGUCAACGGCGAUGCUAGCGAGCUCAACGAAUAUGCGGCCAAAACACACGAGCUACAAACGAUCAUCGAGAAGCAGACUUCUGAGCUCUCGCAAUGGCAGCGUCGCGUGUCCGAUCUGAACAACAAGAUCAGCGAGCUGGAGGAGAAUAUGUCUCGUGUGCAAAAGGAGCAUUCCAAAUCGCAGGAUCAGUGUUCGAAGCUGCAGCGUGAUCUGCGCGAAAAUGUGGCACAAAAGGAGGAUCAGGAAGAGCGUAUUACUACGCUCGAGAAGCGUUACUUGAAUGCACAACGUGAGUCGACAUCGUUGCAUGAUCUUAACGAGAAACUAGAGCAGGAACUGCGGCACAAGGAAGCACAAUUAAAGCUGCACGAAGAGAAAAUCAGCGCCAUCGAGGAGAAGCUCGAGCUCUCUGAGCAAAAACUAGCGCAACAUGCCAAACUGCAGCCGGACAUGGAGGAGCAGCUAAAGGCGCGCAUGGAGGCAUUGACUAAGGCUCAAGAACGUCACGGUUCGGCGGAGGAUCGCAUUCGGGGCCUGGAGACGAAUUUGGAUGAGAAGAGCGCCGAGGUGGUAAGACUGAACCAGCGACUCAAAAUGAAUGAAGAGCACAAUUUGCGCCUAUCCUCGACGGUUGAUAAACUGCUCUCCGAGUCCAAUGAGCGCUUGGAGGUGCAUCUGAAGGAGCGCAUGCGUGCGCUCGACGAGAAGAACGCUCUCACCCAGGAGCUGGAGAAGGCGCGUAAGGUGGCCGAGGAGCUGCAUCACGAGAAGAGCGAAAUAAUGAAGGAGCUCUCCAAGACACGCCUCGAAAUUGAGAAUUUCAAGCGUCAGCUGCUUCAGCAAGAGAUCGCCUAUAAUAUACAGCAAACGGAGGCACUCACCCGCAGUCUAUCGCCCAGCAGUGUUGUCGAUGGCGGCAAUGCGUUCACACGCAGCGCAUCUCAUGCCAGCUUUGAGACACAUUCGCUGCGGCGUCAGAGCAAGUCGCGUCUGUCCGAGGAGAACGCACUGGCCCGCUCAAUGGCCGAGCAGGAGUGGGAGAAGCUGCAAAUGCAGCAGGCGGCCCAGCAGCAGGCAUACGAGCUAGUUGCCAGCGUUGCUGAUUGCGAUGAUAGCGAUGUGCUGUAUGCGGCUGCCACGGCGGAUAUGAUGUCGCCGUCGGGGCAUACGGAUGCACAAACGCUGGCCAUGAUGCUGCAAGAGCAGCUGGAUGCCAUCAACAAUGAGAUACGCCUCAUCCAGGAGGAGAAACAAUCGACAGAAGCUCGCGCUGAGGAGCUGGAGUCGCGUGUCGGCAGUCUGGAGCAUGUGAAUCUAUUGGCGCGCGGCCGAUCCAUGGACAGACAGAGUCCGCCCAUGAGUGGGCGCAGUACGCCAAACAGUCCACAGCGCGAUUUCAUGCAGAAAUAUCAUACGCUUAACUUGCCCGUGCUGUCGAGUGAUGCAUCCCGCGAGGAGCUGCACGGCGGCAUGUCCACCACCGGUGAUUCCAGUUCGGGCGGCGCUGCUUCGCCAUUGACAGCCCGCUCGAUGCGCUUGGAGCGUGUUGCCCAAGCGCUGGCACACAGCCAGGAGGAGCUGCGACGCCGCACCAUGGCACCCGCCGUUGCACCCCAUGUGAAUACCCACAUGUCGCUGAGCAGUCACAGUUAUGGCCUGUCGCCGCUAAGCUCGCGUUAUGGCAGCCAAGAGUCGCUGCGUCACUACAACACCAUGGGAUCCAUGUCCAUGCUGCAGACGCCAACGUCGGGCGUGUCGAGGGAGGCGGCGGCCGCUGCAGCCGUGCAAAAGAAGAAGGGCAUUAAAUCGUCGCUGGGUCGGUUCUUUAGCAAAAAAGAGAAGGUCAAGGGCGUCAAGGAUACACUGCCAGAUGGUUCGCCCAGCAUGAUGUCCAUAGGCAAUCUGUCAAUUGGACUAAGUGAGGUCGAUUCCAAUUACGAUGUCAUGAGCAUGACGGGUGGCAUGAUGCCACGCAUUGCCAGCGCACAGGGCUCCAAGAUCAGCAGCGUUGACUACGGCAGGCAGAAGAAAGAACACGAUUAUCGCAACGAUCUGCUGGGCGAGGCCAUGAAAGCGGGCACGCCAUUCGCCCUGUGGAACGGACCCACCAUUGUCGCCUGGCUGGAGCUGUGGGUGGGCAUGCCGGCCUGGUAUGUAGCCGCCUGUCGCGCCAACGUCAAGUCUGGCGCAAUUAUGAGUGCGUUAAGCGAUACGGAAAUACAGCGGGAAAUAGGCAUUAGUAAUCCCUUACAUAGGCUUAAACUUCGGUUGGCUAUACAGGAAAUGGUUUCACUGACUUCCCCCUCAGCGCCACAAACAUCACGCACCACGCUGGCGUUUGGGGAUAUGAAUCACGAGUGGAUAGGCAACUAUUGGUUGCCUGGGCUGGGACUGCCGCAAUAUCGCACAACGUUCAUGGAGUGUCUAGUCGAUGCGCGCAUGCUGGAUCAUUUAACCAAGAAGGAUUUGCGCGGCCAACUGAAAAUGGUGGACAGCUUUCAUCGCACCAGCCUGCAGUAUGGCAUUUCAAUGCUCAAGCGCUUGAACUAUGAUCGCACUGAGCUCGAGCACAGGCGCAAGAUGAGCGAGAAUGGGCUCUGCGAUGUGCUGGUAUGGAGCAAUGAGCGUGUCAUACGCUGGGUCAGCAGCAUAGGGCUGAAGGAAUAUGCCAAUAACUUGCUCGAAUCAGGCGUGCAUGGUGGUCUGAUGGCGCUAGAUGAGGGCUUCGAUGCCACUGCGAUGGGUCUGGCACUGCAAAUACCCACACAAAAUGCCCAGGCACGCCAAAUACUCGAUACGGAGUUUAGAAACUUGCUGCAAAUUGCCACCGAUCGCAGGCCGGAUAGCGAACAGCGCAGCGCUUCCUGAUGUAGCUACAGUCCGCCCACAACAUCGGUGGAUGAGUGAACAAAUCUAAAAACUAAAACAAAAGCCGGCAACAGCAAAGCAUAGCGCCAAACUUCCUAAGCGCUGCGGAAGACAACUAAAUAUGGAUAUUUAUAAUGAAAGAAUGAUGCAAAAAAAAAACAAACAAACAAACAAACCGACAAACAAACAACUAAGCCACAAAAUUCUAACAAGAAAGACGCAACGCAAGAGACUCCCAGGCUCAGAAGAUAUACUGACUGGGCCCGAACCCCAGCAUGAUGCACGUCUAAUCUAUUUAUAUAAAUACACACAAACACCCACGCAUUCACACAUACACACAUAGACACACACACACACAGAUAGUCAUAUAAUCCAUAACAAGACAAUGUAUACAAGACAUAGCACAUACUCGACGUAGGAAAUACGGAAUACGGAAUACGAAAUACGUACAUACAAAGCGUGUAUGUAAGUAAUUUGCAUGAGCGCCCUGCAGCUGUAGGCAUGUACAAGUUUUAGAUGCUAAUCAUUUUUAUAAUUGUUUAACUUCUUAUAUUAAUACUUAUAUUUUUUUUAACAAUGUGACAUAUAUUAUUUAUGUUGUAGUAUAAUUGGGCUUGCAAUAGACUAACAGUAUUUUGUUUUAGCUGCAGAAUUUACAGAGAUGCGUGCUUCGAACCAAAUUCAUAACCAAACUUGAUUGUUAUAUAAUUUUUUAAUGACAUUAUGUACAGUUUAUUAUUUUGUUUAUCUCUAUGCUUUUUUUACACAAUCUAACAUAGUACGCUUUACAUAUGACAUUAUGAUAUGUUUUAGUUAACUUUUGUGUUGUUGGUCGUAAUGCAAGGCGCUCUGAUUGAGUUUAAUUCAACUGAAGAACAACAUGCACAACAAUCAGGCCUAUAUAGUAAACAGCUGCAUAUAUAUAUACAAUUUAUAUAAAUAUAUAUACACGCCUAGUUUAAUAUACUCACAUAUAAAGCUCACUUAUACAUACAUAUAUACAGCAAAAUAUAUAUAAAUGUAUAAUUAACAUUAUCAAGCAUACGUGUAACUAACAAGAAAGUAUUAUAGAGCAGAGUGAAGUGAAGUGAAAUCAUUGAAUGGAGUUGGAGGAAAAGUCACAAGCGCCCAUUUAUCAACUAUUUACAUAUUGAAAGUCGAAAUAGCGAAAAGCUUUAAAGGUAAACAAACCCUACAAGUCUACAUAGUACUUAGCCUUUGCUUUUUAUGAGUAAAAUAAAAACGUUAGGUAUGCUACAAGUUUAUAUUUAAAUAUUUUGCAUAAAACGUAAUUGGCAAAACUCGAAGCUCGAAUUGCAAACCCAAUACCUUGGCUUAAAAUUAUAAAUAUGAAAUAUUCACAAAGCAUAUCCAUUGUUUUUCAAAACAAAACCUCCCUUUAUUUUAUGUUGUUUAUUUAGUUUAUACAUACUUACAAAGACAAAGGAGGAAAAUAAGAGAAAUUAUUUUAUUUUUGGACUUUGUUCAUUCAUACUAAAAUAUACAACAAAAAAAAGAAAAAGAGAGAAAAAAACCACAAACACUAAGCAAAUACUUGUAAAGCUCUUAUGUACUUAUAUAAAUACAUACAUACAUACAUACAUGUACAUCAAAUAUGUUGAAAGCACACAAACUGCCUGUUUUGCUAACAUAUUAUUAGUUUUAUGCAAUGGGGUAUUAUAAUUAAGUUUUUAAUAAUUUGAACAAAAACCAAAACGACAACUAACGCUUUGUCUCUAAGUAUAUAUAAAACUUAAACAAAUAACUUCAUUUUCAACUGUAUUAGCAAAAUUAAAAACAUGUUCUUAAAAAAAAACCAACAGCUAUGACAAUACACUAAACGUCAACAGGAUACUACAUUUGACUAUAUGAAAUGAAAUCAUACAAUCCAAGAUAACUAAUAACUAAAAAGUAAAGUACAAUUCUAGUACUAUCUGCUAUUUAAGUAAAACAUUUUAGUAACAAUGAAGUGCUAGGUUUGUUAAUUUCUACUUAAUAAUCUUUACGCUCAUCAGAUGAAGAACUCUUGAAAUUGGAAAGCUCAUUUCAUUUUUUUUUGGUCACUUGAACGAUUUCUGUUGACGCUUAGCGUGUUUAAUAAUGUACGUAAUUGUAGCAUUAAAAAUCUAUAAAAAAAUUUAUAAAAUACUAACGGAAAAAUUAAGUUAAUUUGAAGAAUAAUAUUGGUUUAAUUGUUAACUUUUGUUGAAAAUACAUUUAAAAAAAAUACACUUUACUAAAGUAAAACUAAAUACAA
Drosophila grimshawi is the source of this 6049-nucleotide messenger RNA. It is a transcript of the gene Liprin-alpha, whose product is annotated as liprin-alpha-1. Lineage: Eukaryota; Metazoa; Arthropoda; Insecta; Diptera; Drosophilidae. Gene Ontology annotation, molecular function: protein binding. The transcript has 15 exons. Gene Ontology annotation, biological process: synapse organization. Gene Ontology annotation, cellular component: presynaptic active zone. Bases 226 to 3792 code for a protein of 1188 amino acids. The record is from RefSeq and is a predicted model, not a curated record.